Messenger RNA from Hemiscyllium ocellatum (epaulette shark), 555 nucleotides. RefSeq lists its product as uncharacterized. Lineage: Eukaryota; Metazoa; Chordata; Chondrichthyes; Orectolobiformes; Hemiscylliidae. The record is from RefSeq and is a predicted model, not a curated record. Gene Ontology annotation, biological process: sterol biosynthetic process. Gene Ontology annotation, molecular function: sterol 24-C-methyltransferase activity. Gene Ontology annotation, cellular component: endoplasmic reticulum. The transcript has a single exon. Bases 1 to 555 code for a protein of 184 amino acids.
AUGCUGUUCGAUCACCUCACCAAACAACUGGGCAAACCGACGCAGGGCCCCUGGGGAUGGAUGGUGAAAAAGUUCUUAGAGUGGAAGGGUAAACUGGUGGAAGUGAAUGCUGUCAAACUGUGUGACAUUCAGCCUGAGAGUGUGGUGCUGGAACUGGGCUUUGGACCAGGGCUCGGUCUGCAGGAAGCUGUUAAACGCCUUACGCUGCCGAAGGGCAAGCUCUAUGGGCUGGAUUACUCUGAAUACAUGUACCGUGUAGCCAGCAGGAGGGUGCAGCCUGAUAUUCAGACCGGCAAGGUGACAUUGUUUCACGGCAGUGUGGAACAUAUCCCUCUGGAAGACAACGUGGUGGACAAAGUAUUUCACUGCAACUGUUUUUACUUCUGGCUUGAUCUGCAAUCUGGAUGCAGAGAGAUUUACCGAGUUAUGAAACCAGGUAGAGUGUUGUGCUGGUCAAUUCUGAAAAACCUUAAACCUCAAGGGAAAUGGUUCAGUCUGGAUGGAAUGGCGAAGUCAACUAUCAUGACAGGGAUGUUCUCGUCUACCCCAGAUUGA